AUGGAGGAGACCAGAAAAGCGAAGCCCAACGCUGGCACUUCCCUUUCCCAAGUCGCCAUCAGUGUAAGUUCCCACCUCUCGAGCCGCCGUCACUUCCCUUUCCCGAGCAGCUCAAUCGGCCAAAGCAUGCCCAGUCUCCGACGCCACCCACCGCGAUCCUCGUUGCCUCAGCGCCAUCAUCUCCGGCCUCGCCCUCGACGGUCGCCGCUGGAAGCUCUUCGCCUCUUCAAAUGGUUCCAGACCUCCGCCCUCGACCCCGACAAGUUCACCCUCUCCAAUGCGCUCUCGCUCUCCGCCAAUCUCAGCGCGCUGGACCAGGGAAGGCAGAUCCAAGCUUUCGUCUUCAAGAAGAAUCUACCCAUGGACGUCGCCGCCACCAACUCACUCAUCAAUCUCUACUUCAAGUGCGGCAGCAUCGCCGACGCGGAGAAGGUGUUCGACGAUCGUCAGUCUUUCUUAAAUACUUUAAAAUGGAUUGAAGAGGUUCGAACGGAGAGGGGAAGUGAUGUUAUUAUUGUCCUUGUUGGGAACAAAACUGACUUGGUCGACAAGAGGCAAGUCUCCAUAGAAGAAGGAGAAGGUAAAGCGCAAGAGCUCGGUGUCAUGUUUAUCAAAACAAGCGCAAAAGCUGGCUUCAAUAUAAAGGCUCUCUUUCGAAAGAUUGCGGCUGCCUUGCCCGGGAUGGAAACCUUUCUCCUCCAUGUUGCUUAGAUUUAUGAGGAAAGUGAAAGUGAGGAUGAUGGUCUUGACAUGGGUGAUGAUGAUGAUGUUGAGGAACUUGAAAAUGAAUCAGAGGCUGUUAGGAAAGAACCAACCAUUGAGAAACCUGCUCCUGUUUCAGCACCACCCAAAGAUGCUGAAAGGCAACUGUCAAAGAAGGAGCUUAAGAAAAAGGAAAUGGCAGAGCUGGAUGCACUUCUACAUGAAAUGGGCAUUGCAAAUAAAGAUAGUAAUACUGCACAAAAUGAGACAGCUAGUAAUGUCUUCUUUCACAUAAUUAGUUUAUUUUUGAUAGAUAGUAA
Molecule: messenger RNA, 1022 nt
Organism: Zingiber officinale
Lineage: Eukaryota; Viridiplantae; Streptophyta; Magnoliopsida; Zingiberales; Zingiberaceae
Product: ras-related protein Rab-2A-like
Exons: 5
Coding region: 1-711 (236 amino acids)
Biological process (GO): RNA modification
Molecular function (GO): GTP binding; RNA binding; protein binding
Source: RefSeq, a predicted model, not a curated record